AUGUCAGGAAAAUCAGGAAUUUACCUUGACGUGCCCGAAUCGUUAAACUCAAAUUCAUCAACACUCUCAAGGACGCCAAGUAUAAGAAGCUUAAGUCCGCAAUCUCAUUAUGUACCUCAGCGUGAAAACCCAACUCGAAAGGUAGUUGAUAGCCUCUUGGAUACGUUCCUUGAAGAAAAAUUGAAAUGCUCUCCAAAUAGUGUAAUAAUGGAAAUUCUGGAAUUAGAGAUCUGUGAACAUAACGAUAAUCCGUAUCAUAUAUACCAAUGGUUAUUUGAUAAUCAGAAUACGCUUAAAUAUAAAAGCCUUCUUGGAUUCUUUCUGCUAAUGGGCAUUGGGUGUAAUCAAGACCUUAACAUGGCGUAUAAAUUAUUCAUGAAGGGUGCGAGGAAGAACUACCUUAUAAACAAAGAGAUGGUCAGUGACUGUUACUUAAAUGGUUGGGGAACGCAAAAGAAUGAAGAGAUGGCAGUUCAUUGGUACAGAAGUUGCGCAGAUGAGGGAAGCGUUUACGGAUCUCUUGCGUUGGGGUUCUGUUAUGCGAAUGGCAAAGGUGUCAAGAAAGAUGAGGUACUAGCAAUUCGAUAUUUCCGAAGUUGCGAAAGAUUUGGUAAUGAAUUGGCAAAGAAGGAGCUGAGGAAACUACGUUUCGAUGAUGAAGGAGGGGUAGCAAAAAACAAGCGUUCAAGGGUGGAAAUGAGACAAAGAUAA
Molecule: messenger RNA, 711 nt
Organism: Acaulospora morrowiae
Lineage: Eukaryota; Fungi; Glomeromycota; Glomeromycetes; Diversisporales; Acaulosporaceae
Source: the annotation of a GenBank genome assembly